Aspergillus niger is the source of this 1005-nucleotide messenger RNA. RefSeq lists its product as uncharacterized. The transcript has a single exon. Gene Ontology annotation, biological process: apoptotic DNA fragmentation. Gene Ontology annotation, cellular component: nucleus; mitochondrial inner membrane. The coding region runs from base 1 to 1005 and encodes 334 amino acids. The record is from RefSeq and is a predicted model, not a curated record. NCBI's taxonomy places the organism in Eukaryota, Fungi, Ascomycota, Eurotiomycetes, Eurotiales, Aspergillaceae. Gene Ontology annotation, molecular function: single-stranded DNA endonuclease activity; nucleic acid binding; RNA endonuclease activity.
AUGUCCAAGGCCACCUUCGCGGCCAUCGCUGCCGCCAGUGCCGCCACGGGCGCCGGUCUGACGGCUCUCUUCUACUCCCCUCGACCCCAACCACAACAGCAGCAACAACUCCCCCAACAACAACUUCCUCCUCACCCUCCGACUACUUCCUCCGCCAAACUCCCCGCUCCUCAACCCGCCGCUCCCUCUCUCGCCCCCAAACCUACCCCAACCAGCGGCUUCCCCGUCGACCCAGCCGGCAUCUACCAGUAUGGCUUCCCCGGUCCCGUGGCCGACACCCUCCUCUCCGCACCCCUAGCAGGCGCCUACGACCGUCGCACACGCAACCCGUCCUGGGUCGCCGAACACAUCACCCCGCAGUCGCUCGCACAGAAGAACGCCGACCGCAAGGGCAGCACAUUCUUCGAAGACACCACGAUCCCGCCGCUCUUCCGUGCCAAGCUGUCCGACUACUUCCGCUCCGGCUAUGACCGCGGCCACCAGGUGCCCGCCGCGGACGCCAAAUGGUCGCAGGACGCCAUGGACGCGACCUUCGCACUGUCGAACAUGUGCCCGCAGGUCGGUGAGGGAUUCAACCGCGACUACUGGGCCCACUUUGAGGAGUUCUGCCGUGACUUGACGAAAAAGUACCCCUCCGUCCGGGUGGUUACUGGCCCUCUUUACUUGCCUCACCGCGAUCAAGAUGGAAAGUGGCGUGUCUCGUACGAGGUUAUCGGAAACCCGCCGAAUGUUGCUGUCCCCACGCACUUCUAUAAGGUCGUGUAUGCGGAGGAGGGCCCUGCUACGGCGGGCAAGGUUGCGCUGGGCGCGUUUGUGCUGCCUAAUGCGAGGAUCUCGAAUGAUAAGCGUUUGACGGAGUUUGAGGUGCCUCUUGAAGCUGUGGAGCGCGCUAGUGGACUUGAGUUUGCGGCGAAGUUGGAUGCUGGGCGCAGGAAGAGGCUGUGCCAGGAGGUCAAGUGUGAUGUUGUCGUGAGGGAGUUCAACAAUGCCAGCAAGAAGAAAUAA